AUGCUGCUUUGGAUUCUGCUGCUGGAGAUAUCUCUUUGUCUGGCCGCUGGAAACGUUACCCGAGACGUCUGCAAAGAAAAGAUCUGUUCCUGCAACGAGGUGGAGGGAGAUCUGCAUGUGGACUGCGAGAAGAAGGGAUUUACUAACCUGCAGCACUUCUCGGCUCCCACUUCGCAGUUCUAUCACCUCUUCCUGCAUGGGAAUUCUCUAACCAGGCUUUUCCCUAAUGAGUUUGCCAACUUUUACAAUGCCGUCAGCCUGCACAUGGAGAACAAUGGCUUGCAUGAGAUCGUCCCCGGUGCCUUCUUGGGCUUGCAGCUGGUAAAACGCUUGCACAUCAACAACAACAAGAUCAAGUCCUUCAAAAGGCACACGUUCCUGGGGCUGGAUGACCUGGAAUACCUCCAGGCUGACUUCAACCUGUUAAGAGACAUUGACCCAGGAGCCUUCAGGGACUUGAACAAGCUUGAGGUUCUAAUCCUGAACGACAACCUCAUUAGCACCUUGCCCACCAAUGUGUUCCAGUACGUGCCCAUCACCCAUCUGGAUCUGCGGGGCAACCGAGUUAAGACAUUGCCCUACGAGGGGGUGCUGGAGCAGAUCCCUGGCAUAGCAGAAAUCCUGCUGGAGGACAACCCUUGGGACUGCAGCUGCGAUCUCUCAGCCUUAAAGGAAUGGCUAGAAAAUAUCCCAAAGAAUGCCUUGAUCGGUAGGGUGAUCUGCGAGGCCCCCACUAGGUUGCAGGGCAAUGAUUUAAACGAGACCUCAGAGCAGGAGCUGUGCCCCUUAAAAAACGCAGUCGAUUCUAGUCUAGCCGCCCCCCCUGCCCAAGACGAAACUUGUGAUCCCGGUCCAAUUCCAACCCCCUUUAAAAUCAAUGGCCAGGAGGACACGGCCACCCAGGGCUCCUCGGUGAGCGGAGGGACAAAGAUCCCAGGCAACUGGCAAAUCAAAACCCGACCCACAGCUGUGGUGUCUGAGAUGAAUGGCCAACACAAAGCCCCCCACGUCUUUGCCUGCCCGGCCAUCUGCAGUUGUGGCCAGCAGAUCCUCGGCCCUGGAUUAAAAGUAGACUGCAGCAACAAGAACGUCAAAAGCCUGUCUGACCUGGAGCCCAAACCCCCCAAUGUGCAGGAAUUGUUCCUGAGGGAGAACAAGAUCCACACCAUCCGGAAAGCCAACUUUCUGGAUUAUGGCAACCUGACCCUCCUGGAUCUGGGCAACAACAACAUAGGCAUGGUGGAGAACAACACCUUCCACAACUUGACCGACCUGAGAUGGUUGUACAUGGAUAAAAACUGCAUAGACACCCUCACCCCAGAGAAAUUCACCGGUCUGCAAAGCUUGGAGUACCUGAACCUUGAGUUUAACUUCAUCCAACUCAUCCUACCCAACACCUUCAACCCCAUGCCCAACCUCAGGAUCCUCAUCCUCAACAACAACCUGCUCAAGUCUCUACCAGUGGAUGUGUUUGCUGGGGUCAGCCUGUCCAAAUUAAGUCUUCACAAUAACUACUUUAUGUACCUUCCAGUGGCAGGGGUCUUGGACCAGCUCACGUCCAUCAUUCAGAUAGACCUGCAUGGGAACCAGUGGGACUGCUCCUGUAACAAUGUGCCUUUCAAACAAUGGGCAGAGCGACUUGGCCCCGAGGUCAUUGUAAGUGAUCUCAAAUGUUAUUUCCCAGAGGAGUUCUGGGGGAAAGACUUCAGAUUUCUUUCUAAUGACAUGAUGUGUCCUUUGCUGUAUGCAAAAAUUUCCCCAACUCUCAAUGCUCUUCACAAAAACAGCACUGGCUUGGCAGAGACCAACACUCACCCCAAUUCCUACCUAGAGACAAGCAGGGUGUCUAUCUCUGUGCUGGUGCCAGGACUCUUGCUGGUGUUUGUCACCUCUGCCUUCACAGUAGUUGGCAUGCUGGUAUUUAUCCUUAGGAACAGGAAAAGAUCGAAGAGAAGAGAUGCCAACUCCUCAGCCUCUGAAAUCAAUUCCCUGCAGACAGUGUGCGAUUCUUCUUACUGGCACAGUGGCCCCUAUAAUGCAGAUGGCACUCAUAGAGUUUAUGAUUGUGGGUCUCAUUCACUGUCAGACUGA
Molecule: messenger RNA, 2091 nt
Organism: Staurois parvus
Lineage: Eukaryota; Metazoa; Chordata; Amphibia; Anura; Ranidae
Source: the annotation of a GenBank genome assembly